AGUACCCUUCAGAGACUGACUGCUAUCCUUAUUUUAGAGAGCUGCAUGUUCAGCCUGUUCCACAGUACGAUUGUGACAAGCCUUACGUCUCUAUCACCAUUGGAAAGUAUCUGGGCAACAAGAUGUGUCAGUACGCCAGCCUGUACCUCUUGCGUCAUCUGUUUGGAGUCCGGGUGUCCAUACUCAAUGAUAUGUACACAACCCUUGACAAAAUCUUCAAGAACAUCACUUUGCCGAUCAAGAAACUAGGCUGUUUCAAACACAAACCAAAGGAAAUCACCUACUUGGAACUGUACGACAAGUUGUACAGGACUGCGGCUCAGGUCCGGAGCAACACCUCCUCCAAUCUAAUCACUGAGCCUCUGUUGAAAACUUCCUACCACAUCAAAGACUACCCUGGACCACGAGACCUCUUUCUGGAACACCGAAAACUGAUUCAGUCCCUGUUUAAGUUCCGAGAUAAGGUCCUGGAAAAUGCCACACGGAAUAUCAACAACGCUCUUAAGAGUUUCAAUGCGACGUAUCACCAAAGGGACUUCCCAAUUGUCACUGUUCAUGUCAGACGGACGGACUACACAAGGCACUUGAAGAACCGGAUGAAUCUAACCCAACUGGACAAACUCUACUACAACAACGCCUUUGAGUUCUACAAGAAACGGUUGAAGCGCCCUCUGUUUCUGGUGGUAAGUGACGACCCAGAAUGGUGCAGGGAAAUGCUACAGGCAGAGGACGUGCUAAUCAUUGCUUCGGAGGUCAAACAAGAAGACAUGGCGGCGAUGAGCUUAGGAGAUCAUCAUAUUAUAAGCUACGGGACCUUCAGCUUCACGGGAGCCUUGCUGGGGAAUGGCAACAUAACACACCCGCUCACCACCAACCCUCGCUACCGUCUUGUGAAGUGUGUCAAGUCCCCAGUCUUUUACAAUGUUGAUAGGGGUGACAAUCAGCAAUAUAGUGAAUGAAGGCAAUUUUGUUGUUUAUUUGCUUCUACUUUGAUGUUUUUUCUUAUCAUUCUUUACUUGAUUCUAACUUUUAUUAAUAUUUUUUAUCAAGUUUUUGUCCUGUCUCUUCUGCUUAUUUUAUACUCUUGUUUGUAAAUAUUUUCUAUAUUGAUUCUUUUUCUUUUAGCUUGCUUCCAACAAAGCUAUAUAUCUUUGUAGGAGACAUUACCAUUCAUGUCUCUACUUUUUUAAAAUUUCUCUCUUUACCAAACAAUGUACAGUAUAUUGGAUGAUUGCUAUCUUGUAUUAUGUAUUAUGUAUUAUUUAAAAAAUAAAGAAACAAUUUUGACUUUUAUAACAUCACAUCACUAUUACUAUAACAACAACUAUCAUUACUAAACUUUAAAACUAUAAUGAAAAUGAGUGAAAUUUUAGACAUUAGUAAAGUUAAAAUUAAAAAUAUAUUGAUACGUACAAGAAA
Portunus trituberculatus (swimming crab) is the source of this 1419-nucleotide messenger RNA. RefSeq names its product galactoside 2-alpha-L-fucosyltransferase SEC1-like. Lineage: Eukaryota; Metazoa; Arthropoda; Malacostraca; Decapoda; Portunidae. Gene Ontology annotation, biological process: carbohydrate metabolic process. Gene Ontology annotation, molecular function: galactoside 2-alpha-L-fucosyltransferase activity. The transcript has 5 exons. The record is from RefSeq and is a predicted model, not a curated record. The coding region runs from base 123 to 959 and encodes 278 amino acids. Gene Ontology annotation, cellular component: membrane.